This is a messenger RNA of Fundulus heteroclitus (mummichog), 4090 nucleotides long. It is a transcript of the gene ulk1a, whose product is annotated as unc-51 like autophagy activating kinase 1a. Gene Ontology annotation, biological process: peptidyl-serine phosphorylation; axon extension; protein autophosphorylation. The record is from RefSeq and is a predicted model, not a curated record. NCBI's taxonomy places the organism in Eukaryota, Metazoa, Chordata, Actinopteri, Cyprinodontiformes, Fundulidae. Gene Ontology annotation, molecular function: protein serine/threonine kinase activity; ATP binding. Gene Ontology annotation, cellular component: cytoplasm; autophagosome.
AUGCGCAUCAUGAAGCAAGAAUAACUUGUCGGAUGGUUGGAGAGGUGAGAGGCACAACAAUGUGUGAGGUCAGUGUUUAAAUACAAACGAGCAUACACACAGGCUGCACAGGGGCGACCUUUUAUCGGCAGACGCUUUCACAGGAGCGGACGACACUGCCUCGGUGAACCGCUGGCAUUUUAUCCGCCUACGCUGCUGUUUACUACUACACGUUGUUACUCCUUUUUUGUGUGUGUUGACGGCUGUACGUCGUCAUGUUGUUGUCGACCACUUCCACCAGCAUGAUGAAGCCAAUGAAACGUGAAGGGGGCAUUUUCCGCCCUUGACACGGGACUCGCCGGUGUCCGCUCCAGUUGCCAAGUCCUUCUCUCCAAGCUGCCCUGAAACUCCGCACCGUCUGGUUUUAUCAAAGCGCACAUCCAUGGAGUCUGUUGGAAAGUUUGAGUUCAACCGGAAAGACUUGAUUGGUCACGGUGCCUUUGCUGUUGUGUUCAAAGGCAGACACAAAGAGAAACGGGACUGGGAGGUUGCUGUGAAGUGCAUCAACAAGAAGAACCUCUCCAAAUCCCAGGCUUUGCUUGGGAAAGAGAUCAAAAUAUUAAAGGAACUCCGACAUGAGAACAUCGUCCGGCUACUUGACUACCAGGAGAUGGGAGGGUGUAUUUAUCUCAUAAUGGAGUACUGCAAUGGUGGCGACCUGGCAGAGUAUCUUCAAACCAAAGGGACGCUUAGUGAGGAUACCAUCCGGGUAUUCCUGCAGCAGAUGGCUAGAGCCAUGAAGGUUCUGCAGAGCAAAGGCAUCCUCCAUAGAGACCUAAAGCCCCAGAAUAUUUUACUCUGCCACCGGGAGGGGCGCAGGGCCGGUUCUGUAAACACCAGCAUUAAGAUCGCUGAUUUCGGGUUUGCGCGGCACCUCCAGAUAAACGCCAUGGCUGCCACGCUCUGUGGCUCUCCCAUGUACAUGGCCCCCGAAGUCAUCAUGUCCCAGAACUACGACGCCAAGGCCGACCUGUGGAGCCUAGGCACUAUCGUAUACCAGUGCCUGACUGGAAAGGCCCCCUUUCAUGCCAGUUCACCACAAGAGCUCCGCCUGUUCUAUGAAAGCAACGAAACUCUGUUACCCAGCAUCCCAAAGGAGACCUCGGCUAACCUAAGGCACCUGCUCCUGGGGCUUCUGCAGAGAAACCAAAGGGAACGUAUGAGAUUUGAGGAGUUCUUCCACCACCCGUUCUUGGAGUCUAGUUCGCCGACAAAGAAAUGUUUACCUUCUCCCCUCGUCUCCGACACCAUCUCUGGCUCAGGCAGCUCUUCCAGCAGCUCCUCCACGUCUCAGCUCGCCUCGCCACAACAUUCCGACGGAGACCUGCACCAGCUUCAGCCCAAAGAGCCCAGCUUGCCGACACAGGACCCCGCUGGCCUGCAGUGCAAAGCAAAAGCCACUGAAGGCAGUAGAAGCCCAUCGUCGUGUGUUGAAGAUUACGUAAUGGUGCCAGCUGAGCUUUCCAGUAUGACAUGUGAGUACCUAAGUGAGGUGGAAGAUGGGUCACCCACUGAAAUUUGCUUGAAAAACAAUGGGUUUCAGUUGACCAGGAGAGGUUCUGGAUGUGUAAGAAGGACAUCGCUGCCUCCUUCACUGCUGCACUCUCCCUGCAAGGCCAUUAGCAAUCAAGUUGCAUUAAAUGGCCGUAACUGCAGCCCGUCGGUACCCAUUCCUGUCCCAACUCAGAUACAAAACUACCACCGCAUGGCACAGAACCUCUAUCCAAUCAGGGCAGCGCCCCUGCAGUGUGGACGGCGUAGAGCUUCUUGUCCAGGUGUCGUCUCUAACUUCCCAAAACUGGCAAAAGGAGGAGCAAAACCAGAGCAGUUCUCCCCACCAGCUGGAAUGACCCCAAAGACCCCUGAGCAGGCUUUCCCGCUCAGCUCACGAACUGCACUGCUGACUGGGUCUCCUGAUGCACGAGUCACUGCAAGCGACAAGCAUGUUCAACCCAGAAAGGCAGGCCGAACCAGGACAGUGCCUGACCCGCAAUGCUUCGAUCAGUCCCCUGCUUUCCACAACAACGUCAACAGGAAGCCGGGCAAUAAAAAGGGUGCUUUUAAAAGGUCCCUCAGCACCGGCCGGCUUUCUGACAUGCUGCUGAAAGCGGCCUUCGGAGCUAAUCUGUUUGAAGAAGGAUGCGAUCGGUGCUUCAACUGGGAGAACAGCGCCGACGCAACAGCUCCACCUACUGGAUGUUAUAAAGCGUUUCAGUUCUCAGACAGCCCGCCUCCUGCAGUUUUUGCCAUGGGUUCUCCAUCACAAGGAAGCAGUCCUCCCGAUGCGGUGGUUUCUAAAAUUCUCUCAUGCUCCCCCACCUACUUUAACUCGGGCUGGAUGCUGAACGCUAGCCCUCUCCAGCGAGGAAGCCGGAGAAACAGCGAGAGUGAAGCCAUGGACUCAAUCCCACAAAGCUGUCUGAUUUUCCACCCUCCAGAGCUCCCCGAAGACACACUGCUGGAGCAGGCUCACACUGAUGCUCUGAGUGAUUUACGCUUCACUCUGGCUUUUGUCACCUGUGUUAUGGAGUUGGCUUCCUCCAAAGGCCCAGCACUGGAUGACAUCUGCAGUCCCGAUAUUUCCUUUUUAGAGCAGAGCGUUGUGACAGAUCAGAUCAGCCUUCUGGGUAAAGAGUGGAGCUAUGCAGAGCAGUUAGUGUUGUAUAUGAAAGCUGAGGAGUUCCUGUCUGCUGCACUGCAUACUGCAAAGGAAAACAUAAAACAUGGCCAACUCCAGACCUCUUCGUCAGUCAAACAAGUGAUCAGGAAGCUCAACAGCUUGUACAAGAACUGUGUAACCUAUUGCCGCUCCCUGAACGAUCGGCUACAGACCUUCUUGCUUGACAAACAGAAACUCAUGGACCGCUUCAAUAGCCUCACAGCAGAGAAGCUCAUCUACGGCCACACCGUGCAUAUGAUCCAAUCUGCUGCGUUGGAUGAGAUGUUCCACCACGGUGCGGCGUCAGUGCAGCGCUACAACAAAGCCCUUCUGCUGAUGGAGGGUCUGUCCCGAAUCCUCACGGAGCAAAAGGACAUCGACAGCAUUGAAAAAUGUAAGAAGUGCAUUGAGCGACGCCUUUCAGCUUUGCAGACAUGAUCUCCCCCGAAUGUAAACGGUUCAUUCAACACACAAGCACUUUGAUCCCAUGUAGGAGAAAUGACCACAAGAGGAUCUAAUGUUAUCCUACUAUCCAGUCUUGAACUGCAAUAUAACACCAGAAAAAAGGGGAAUUUUUCCACUUUAUGUUCUUAAGUACAUAUUGUGGGAACAAUUUUAGGCUGUAUGUCUUCUUUGUGUGCUUCUUUCCUAUGCAUUUACGUUCAGUUUAGAAAUGUGUUCUUUAGCAUGGGGUGUAAGUUGUUUUUUUUAAGCAAGGAAAGGGGGGAAAAAAAGGUCAGGACUGUGUCUAUGUUUGAAAUCUUUUUGUUAUUUGUUCACAAAUGUUCACGUCAACAGGUGUGUGAAUAUUUUUGGAUGAAAUGACCAAAUAUUGCGAGUGUGUAGCAAUAUUAAGAAAAUGUGCCUGUAUUUUGUAUAUAGUGGACAAAAUGGAUGUGACUGAAACAAAAAAUGUCCUUUGAGCUCAUAGAGUAUUUGUUUUAUGACUGCCAGUCUUAAAGACUAAACCAUGCAAUAUAUUGUAAAAUGCACUACAUCUCUUUUGAAAUUAAGUGGAGGUUUUGUUUGUUUAAAAUGAACAAAUCCAGUGUUUCCUCAGGUAGCAGUCCAGUCAUUUCAGAGCUUAUUGCAUGUAAAAUUACUCAUGCUUGUGUGCACACUAUUUUUUAUCUUUGUGAAUGUUGCUUUUUGAUGAUUGUUUAGAUGCAUUUGAGUUUUAAUUGUUUAUUGAAAUUUUUUUUGUGUGUGUGAUAGGACAUUGGGUUUUAACAAUUUUUGUCUUUUGUGAAAAUGUGUUAACAGAAGCUUGCUAGAGUUUUUUUUUUUUUCAAUUCACUUUUUUAUUUUGAAGCGUGUUUGUCAAAUCUCCAAAACUUGAGUUGUUACACUGUGUGUGCGUGUGUGAUCAAAAUAAAUGUAUUAUCGAAGAUA